AUGACUUGUGCUGGCCUUUCGCGGACGUGGCAACGGAUUUGUGAAGACGAUCAGACAUGGCGACAGAAAUGUUUCGAGAACGGAUAUGUGGAAUUUGAUGCGCCAAGUUUUCGUUUUCUCGGAGGUUGGGCGGCGAAUCGAGCACAGCAAGCGGGAAUCACAAUCUGUUCACAUAUGGACUUUCAAGUAGCACAGCAGAAUCGACAAGCACGUGAGGUCGCAUAUGGACAAUGUUAUGAGCGUUCGCCAUGGAAGUCGCUGUACUUGCGAAAGAAGCGAAUCAUUUCGAAUUGGCGAUCCCGAGCGAUUCAAUCAAGCACUGUCCAAAAGGAAGAGAUACAAGUUCACUCUGGUCGUAUUGUUACUACUUCUGAUUAUCAUACGUUGCAGGUCUGGAAUGUUGAUGAUGCUCAAAACGGUCCCGGUGAUUCGUAUCAAGUGAGCGAAGAUGGCAAAUACAUUGUCAGUACCGGGUUUCAACGUGGAACGGUGGACGUUUUGUGUGGUCAAACCGUCUGGGACAUUGUCGACGGAAAAUGCCUUCACAUUUUGGCUGGCGAGGCGUGGUAUGUGAAUUAUUUGCAAUUUGAUGGAAUACGGGUUGUAUUUGAUGGCCGUGAUUGUACCGUAAAGGUUUGGCAUCUACACACGGAAAAGUGUUUGCACACGCUGACGGGUCACACAAGUGAAGUUACUUCACUUUUGUUUGAGCCAGAGCGCGAUCUUGUCGUGUCGGGUAGUCGUGACGGAACGAUUCGGGUCUGGGAUGUGCAAAGAGGAACAUGCAUCACACAUCUUGUCUUGCAUGAAUGGUCACCGCUCCUUUCUAUUAAGGUGCAGUUACGCGGAAACAUUUUGGCCUCCAAAAUGUCCGAUAUUCCUCACGACCCGGAAGUUAAGGUUUGGGACAUUCGUGAGGGUGGCUCGUGCCUUCACCACUUACAUGGCGGAAAUGGUCAUACGUCGCUCAUCACUUCAUUGCAAUUGCUCGACUCCGGACUUUUGGUGACAGCUUCGGAUGAUGUGGUGAAGCUGUGGGAUGCGGAGAAAGGUAUCUUUGUUCGUGACCUCAUUCGGCUUCAAUAUCAGAAUCGGAUUCUGGAUCUCAAAGCCACUGAAACAUGGCUCGUAUGUGGAGUUCAAGCGGGAUAUUGGGGCAUGGGGGGACAGGCUCAUCUACAUCGAUUU
This is a messenger RNA of Mesorhabditis belari, 1188 nucleotides long. NCBI's taxonomy places the organism in Eukaryota, Metazoa, Nematoda, Chromadorea, Rhabditida, Rhabditidae. The record is from the annotation of a GenBank genome assembly.